Messenger RNA from Anopheles stephensi (Asian malaria mosquito), 1554 nucleotides. RefSeq names its product nascent polypeptide-associated complex subunit alpha, muscle-specific form-like. Lineage: Eukaryota; Metazoa; Arthropoda; Insecta; Diptera; Culicidae. The coding region runs from base 247 to 1401 and encodes 384 amino acids. The record is from RefSeq and is a predicted model, not a curated record. The transcript is spliced from 2 exons.
UGACCCACCGGUACCAUGAGCGACUCAUUGUCAAGCUGGCCUUCGUGUAGGUCAUCCGGCUACUGUACAUAAGCUGGUUUUGUGUCUAUGUAUGCGCGCCUUUGUGUGUGUGUGAUUCUGGUGUGAUCGUGUGUGGAGUGUCGUGUAAGUGGCUCGAUUGGAAGCUAUCCAGGGUAUCGUAACCAUCAUCUGCCCUGAGGUGUUCUGCAGUGCUUUGUUACCGUGUAACGUCAGACCGCUGCCAUAAUGAGCCGAAGACUGAUGUUAGUGCUGCUGGUGGUAGCUCUGGUCGUCUUAGACCCAACGUCCGCAAUGCAGAAGAAGAAAAAACGUGGCAUUUACCACGGGUUGCAUGGAUUUGCGCUAGCAGGUCAUGGUGCCGUCCCGUUGCAUGGUGUACCAUCGUUUCAUAAGGGCUACCAUCCCAGUCCGUAUGCGAGGUUCCCCGCCCUACACAAGGGAUCGCUGGGCGGAGUUCUUCCACCGGGAUACGCACUGUUCCCGGGUGGUGCUAGUGUAACGUCCUACCAGCGAAACUUCCCGCGCUAUCCAACACUGUACGGGGCAGGGCUAUAUCCAGGAUUUGGAGUAGCGCCAGUUAAGCCACUGACUGGCUUUGCCCCAACGCUCGCCACAGGACUCACGCCGUUUGCUUCUGCCCCAGCCCUACCUGCCUAUCCGGCUGCAGUUCCGGCAGCCAUCCCAGCUGCUUCCUAUCCGCAAGCAUUCGUACCGCUUGGAGCACCUGCUGCCACUGGAAACACCCAACAGACAUACUUUGCGACGUACCCCAAGAACCCGCUAAUUCCCGUUGCAGUUCCGGUGCAACCGGAAGCACCCGCUAAGGUUCCUGUCGUCGUCCAGAAACCUUUCUACACCGGUUUCUCAACAGUGGUGCCGAACGGAGGACUUUACCCGGCUGGUGUGUACAACCCGGGACAAACAGUCGCCGUUUCAAAUGUACAGCCACAGUUCGUGGGUAUUCCGGUGGCCACCGGAAGUGCGAGUGGAGUUACGCCUACCUUUGCGACGACACUCAGCUCUGGCACAACGCAAGUCACACAGGCACCGCAACAGCCCUGGCGGCCGGUUGUGGUGAAUCAGCCAACACCACCGACACCAACGCCACCGUCCAACGCGUACCUUCCAUCGUACGCCACCUCGCAGGGACAGAUUUACAUCAGCAGCACACCGGCACCGUCGCUGCACGAUCACCAUCAGCAGCAGUCCCAUCAUCAAGCCUUGCUGGAUCUCGAUGCUGGAUCGCUUCACAAUCAGGACGGUAGUGGAGCCUUCAACGGACAGCCGUACGACGUUGCCUCAAACCAUGGCCGGUACACGGGACCAUCCAGCUACGAUGUCGAUAUCACCCACAACGGCUAUCAGAAGAAGAAAAAGUAGAGUGCAUUUAUGCGCCGUGGCGCGCUCCAUUAGUCAUAUGCCAGCAGUUUCUUGUUUUGUUAUGAGCGUUUUUUUUUUCAGGGUUUAGUUUCGUGAGUUUAUUGAACUAAUUUAAAAUGAAUAAAUUAUUUUACCCCUUCGUCAACAAAAGUA